Molecule: messenger RNA, 983 nt
Organism: Neurospora tetrasperma FGSC 2508
Lineage: Eukaryota; Fungi; Ascomycota; Sordariomycetes; Sordariales; Sordariaceae
Exons: 2
Coding region: 1-954 (317 amino acids)
Source: RefSeq, a predicted model, not a curated record
AUGGCAACACCAAAGUUCAACUCCAAGUCGCCCACCAUCCGUCGCAUCCUCCGCGAAGCCCAAGAACUCUCCGCUUCACCCUCCCCCGAUUACACAGCCACUCCGCUCGAAUCAGACCUCUUCGAGUGGCACUUCACCCUCCGCGGGCCUCCUAAUUCGGUUUACGCCGACGGCAUCUACCACGGCCGCAUCGUUCUCCCACAAGCCUACCCGCUACGACCUCCAUCCUUCCGCUUCGUCACACCUUCCGGGCGCUUCGAAGCCAACCGCGAGAUUUGUCUUUCCAUCAGCGGCCACCACGAAGAGACAUGGCAGCCCGCCUGGGGAGUACGCACCGCCCUGGUCGCACUGCGCUCCUUCAUGGAGACAGACCCCAAGGGGCAGCUGGGCGGUCUUGACGCGACGGAAGCCGUGCGCAGGCGGAUGGCGACCGAGUCGAGGGCAUGGAAGUGUCAGGCCUGCGGGAAGACAAACGAGGAGAUUAUCUGGGAGUGUGAGGAGGCAGCCAAGGAACACCAAGGGGAAGGUCAGGCCGAGGUAGAGGUGCCGAGCGACUUGAAGAUGGGGUGGCGGGACGAGAUGGACAAAAACAGUAGCGGUGCGGCAGCGGCGUCGAGAUCUGGGGCGCAACAAGACGAGGAGGAUACUGAAAGUGCAGAGCUGGCCGAAGGUUUCGUACAAACGGUGCCUUUACCACCUACGCCACAGCCUAGGUCGGUAGGGAUUACUUCAUCUUCCUCGACUCCAGCGCAACCAGGGCAGGGUGUGCCACAGCCGACGAGGACGAUCCCUCUGCCUUCACAGUUUAAUCCCCACCCCCAGCCUAUGAUGCAGCAUCGUCACCCACGGCAGGUUAGGGUGAGUAACGACGAGGUGACGUUCUGGAUCGACCGAUUAAUUGUAGUUCUAUCCAUCGCCCUUGCUGCCAUGAUACUCAAAGUUUUUCUGGCAUAGCUGCCAUAAUUCAUUUUUCAAGGCUUUCU